This is a messenger RNA of Pocillopora damicornis (cauliflower coral), 6578 nucleotides long. Its product is annotated as arf-GAP with Rho-GAP domain, ANK repeat and PH domain-containing protein 1. Gene Ontology annotation, molecular function: protein binding; phosphatidylinositol-3,4,5-trisphosphate binding; GTPase activator activity. Lineage: Eukaryota; Metazoa; Cnidaria; Anthozoa; Scleractinia; Pocilloporidae. Gene Ontology annotation, biological process: signal transduction. Gene Ontology annotation, cellular component: cytoplasm. The record is from RefSeq and is a predicted model, not a curated record.
CUUAAGUCUUAUAUCAAAAACAUAGUCUCGUUUGUAAAUUAAGUCUAGGCUUUGAACGAUCUUAAGGUGGUAAUGUGCAUACUUAAAGUCCUACUGAUGAAUCAUUUAUUAGUCUUUGAUCUAUAGCCACAUGGAUCCUUGCAAGAGUGUGAGCGUUUGAUUUCUCAUGGCUACCGCAAAGGAAGACUUUGACGCGGUCAGAGAAUGGUUGUUGGCCGAAGUCAAACUCGAUAGGUAUGCUGAGAAACUUGAGUCAAACGGCUUUACAUCACUGGAGACCUGUUGCUCAAUAAAUGAAGAUGCCCUUGAUAAGAUGGGAAUCGUCAUGCCAUAUCAUCGAAAAAGAUUUCUUAUGUUUACGGAGAAACUCAGGGAAAAACUUGGUAUGGAUUUCACGAACGAGGAAGAUGGCAGUGUCAGCCCGAACACGGACGUAACAACAGACAGGUCUGAAACGGGAACUGAGCAGCAGGACUCGCUCAUAAAUUUUGUUAGCGAAGACGAAAGUGUAAGUGCUUGUAAUGAUCAGCUUCCGAAGGAAGACAGUUGUGAAAUUACCACAGGUGAAGGCCUUGAUACUAAAGUUCCUGACGUUCCUUUACUUCCACCGAAGAAAAAAUCCAGCUCUUUGAAAGCUCCUCCUCCUAUUCCGCCAAGAGCAGAUUUAGAAGAAAGAGAGAUACCCUCUAAAGAGACUUCAAAAGUUUCAGAUACUCCUCUACAAGAUGCUAAGCAUGUGGAAGUGGAUCAACUCCAAGUUCAAUCAAAACAACCUGAUGUUCCAGCAAAAAGGGCCCCCUUAAAACCUCCCAGGAGAGUGAUUAGGACCCCACAGGGUAGUGUACAGAAUGGUAUGCAAGAACAAGAUAUGAUUUCUUGUAAUUCUAAUGCUGAUAGUGUUGCAAAUAUUAGUUCCUCUGAUGAGAAAGAACCUCAGGUGCAAAUGAAUUCAACUUCAAGCUGUCCUGUAUUGCCUAACACAGACAAUGGGAGUGAUGAAGCAAGCUCCACUCUGCAGAGUAAUGAAGAAACAGCUGCAGCAACAACUGAGCCACGGGUAGUGCCAAAAGCACCCGAGAGGCUAUCAGCAAAAAGACCAACACCUGUACCACGAACACGAAAAAGAAGACAAUCAGAAGACAAUGUAUUAGUGUCAGAUCUAGUUACAGAUGGUGAAUCAGAAGGAGGCAGCAAGAAUGUGUGUUCGGCAGUGUUAAAUGAUGCUUCGGAAAAGAGAACACAAUCAUUAUCUCUAUCUGGAAGAGGAAGUGAUCUUGCAAAUUCCUCUGUGGGAAAACCAUCAACGCUACCAAGAUCUGCAUCAGCUAAACAAAGGCCUGCCCCUCCACCCCCUCCCACACGUCAAACAGGUUCACUGAAAGAUCUCCCUAAAAGGCAGAUAUGUGAUCUACCACUACCACCUGUUCCUGUCACAGGAAGUACGAACCAUUGGCAAAAUAAACUGAUCAGUGCUCCUCACCAAGGAGCAUCAGAGCCAGUGAAAGCUCAAUCAGAGUCAACAGAUGAAUAUUCACUGGUUCAACCAUUACCACGGAAGACAUCACAAGUGAAGUCUCAACCAGAGUCAACAGAUGAAUAUUCACUGGUUCAACCAUUACCAUGGAAGACAUCACAAGUGAAAUCUCAACCAGAGUCAACAGAUGAAUAUUCACUGGUUCAACCAUUACCACAGAAGACAUCAACAGUGAAAUCUCAACCAGAGUCAACAUAUGAAUAUUCAGAGGUUCAACUGUUACCACAGAAGACAUCACCAGUGAAAUCUCAACCAGAGUCAACAUAUGAAUAUUCAAUGGUUCAACCAUCACCACAGAAGACAUCACAAGUGGAGUCUUCACUAUAUGAAGAAGUUUGGAAAGGAGAUCCAAGAGAGUAUCAGAGAAAUAAUGAUACAGCUGAAAUUGAAUAUGAAAGUGAUGAUUCUCUGGAUCCAUGGUGUGCAGAUUUGCCAGAAAUGAAAAAGAGAGGUGACAGCACAGAGAAUGUGGACUACAGUAAGGCAAUACCAAACAGCCUAAGCCCAAGGGUUCGUAAAAGUGAAGGAUACCUUUGGAAGCAAGGAGGGCAAAAGAACAAUAAGGGAUGGAGAAAACGGUGGUUUGUUUUUGAUGGCAAGGACCUAAGAUACUACAAGGAUAAGGAUUCCCUGACUGAAUCUCUUCAUAUAAUUCCUGUAAACCAGAUAAAGGAUAUUGAAAAUGUGAAAGAUGAAAAACGUUCAACAUUCAAAGUGAUAACUCCAAACAGGACUUUCAUUUUUGCAUCAGAAAACAUCACGGAAAUGAAUCUCUGGUCUCAAACUCUUAUGGAGGCAAUCAUUGGCUGCAAGGGAGAUGGCAAGAAUUGGAAGAGUGGUGGAGAGAUGAGUGACCCAGACAAGGAGGGAUGGCUGAAGAAACAGGGACACAAUGUUGUGGCAGACUGGAAGAAAAGAUAUGUAGCUAUCAAGGGGGACAAGAUCUGUUACUAUGACACUUAUGAGGACUUUAUUUAUGCAACACCAAUAAAUUGCAUCAACGCUGCUUUGGCCAAAGUGAAAACUGUUGACGGACAUAAGAACAGAUUUGUAAUAAUUACGUUCCACAAGUCUUAUAGUUUCCAAGGAGAUAGUGAAUUUGAUGCUUCCUCGUGGAUUGUUGCCAUAGAAACAGCCAUUCAGAUCGGACUUGGUGAUACAACGAUUCGUGAAAAAGUUUGGGAGAAUCCCAGUAACCGAUUUUGUGCAGACUGUGGAAUGAAAGAUCCAGUGUGGGCAUCAGUCAACUUCUGUGUUUGUGUUUGUGCAAAAUGUAUUGGUGUUCAUCGGAACCUGGGGGUUCACUGUUCUCGUGCACGUUCUCUUCUCAUGGACGAGAAGAUCUGGAACCCAGCUCUUAUAGAGCUGAUGAUAAAAAUUGGAAAUGACAACGCCAAUCAACUUCUUGAACACAAGUUACCCGAAGACGACAAAAUAACACCAGAUGCCAAUGUUGCGGCGAGACGAGAGUUCAUCUAUUCCAAAUACUGGGAAAAGAAAUACGCCAAAUACCAUCAAGCUUUUGGAGAUCCUGAGGCGCUAGGAAAGGUCUUGCGGAAUACUGUGGUCACAAAGGACAUUUUAUCCACCAUGGAACUAAUUUUAAACAAAGUGGAUGUUCGUUACGUUGCCUCAGAUGCUGAGGACGAAAAAACGCCGCUCGAACUGGCGGAAGAAGCUGGACAAACUCUUCAAGCAGAACUGCUCCGACAGAAUGGUGGAGAAGGAAAACCUGAUCAGAACCUAGGUGAUGACCAAACAGCGACGCUUAACACUGAGGCUUCUCAGAGUGCUCCCAUCGAAAUAGUUUAUGAAAAAGAGGGAUUCUUGCAAAAGAAAGAAGGAAGCUGGAGAAAAAGGUGGUUUUUGUUGAAAGACAGGCAUUUAAAGUAUGCCAGAGGGCCACAUGACAAGGACGAUCUUGUUACGAUUGACCUUAGAACAGUGACGUCACUAGUGAGAUGUCCCAAGGGAGAGCAGUUACAACUGGAUAUUGUUACGGUUGACAAAACGCAUAGUUUGAAGGCUGAUAGUGAAGAGGAAUUGGAGGGCUGGUACUCAGCUCUGAGAAGCAAACAGGUUUUUGGUGUUCUGCUUUGUCAGCAAGGGCUUGGUUCUGAUGGAAUCCCACACUUAGUGGCAAAGUGUUUGCAGUUUGUCGAAACUUAUGGUGGCCUCGAGAUGGAAGGAGUUUAUCGUGUUAAUGGUGGGCAGUUGACAAUGAAAAAACUGAGAACUUCCUUUGAUCAAGACGCUGGUAGCGUGUUGCUAACUUUGGAUGAAUGCGGGGUCCAUGACGUCACUGGAGUACUGAAGCAAUACUUGCGACAACUUCCCGACCCAGUCAUCCCUGGCACCAUGUACAAGCAUUUCAUUGCAGCUGGCUCGAUUCAAGACCAUAAUACAAGACUACAGACAAUUAAAUCUUUAAUCAACCAGCUUCCUAAAGUGAACCAUGGAACUCUUAAGGCGAUCAUCUCUCAUCUGACUAAAGUGACCGAGCUAGUUAGUGUCAACAAAAUGGGAGUGCCCAAUAUUGCCAUGAUCUUCGGUCCUACUUUGAUGUCCAAUGAAAGCACUGGGCGAAUGGACGAUUCCUCAAUUAAUCAGGAAUUCUCCAUUGUUGGAGACAUGAUCACGUAUUAUAAGUGGCUCUUCGACGUGAGUGAGGAAGAAGAAGAGAAAGCCCAGGUAAUCGAAGAAGCCACUCAGAAGAUACGAGAAUUGAUAGAAUUGAAGGACAAACAAAACAAUUCCGGAGGAGAAUUCACUUUGGAUAUUUACGUAAAAGAGAAGAAUGACAAUCCACAUUUAAUGAAGGUUUCGUCUGAGAUGACAGCAGGAAGACUUCGUGCAGAGAUCGUUUCUCAAAAGGCACUAUCGCCCGAUAUCGACUGGGUGCUGUUUGAGGUUAUCGAUAAUGGUGCCAUGGAGCGAGCGUUUCAAGUCAGAGAGAAGGUCAUGACCGCGGCAAACUGGGGGAGUGGGAACUACUUGAUCGUCAAAGAGAAUUACAUCGCAGAACAGAUCGCUCCAUAUGUCGGUACCCUCUCGAUCGAAGGCUCCCUCUACAUCCGGGAUCCUAAAAAGAAUUGGAAACAGAGUCUCGUGUGUCUGAAGAAUGGCUACAUGUCGGUCAACAAGGAACGUGGGUCAAUUUUACGAGCCAUCAAGUCGGACAAAUCAGACUCAGAACAAUGGCCACUGCAUAAACUAACUUUGUAUGUGGGUAUUCCAGCCGAGAAAGCCACAAAAACAGUGGACACAAGUUGCGGGUUCACUGUUGUGGUUAAAACAGAUCAGGAAGACAUUGUCAGGUAUAUGUGUGCCAAAGACAAGGAUGAUAGGAACCGUUGGUUGGCUGCAACACUGAACAUGAAGCAUCCUGAAGGCAUUUGGUCAGAUCCCACACAGGACUCAGAGGUGUUAUACUCCUUGGUGGGUCCAAAGGGCGCACAGGGAGACGAUUCGCCUUUAUUCCUUGGAAGACAGUCAGUACAUCUUCGACGGCAAGGCUCCACGAAGCACAUCGUGGACGAGCUCAGAGUUCGGCAAAAGUCCUUAAGACGUCCCAAAGAUAGAGGCCCUAAGACAUGAGCCGUAGGAUCCAUUAACUUUUUUGUGUGUGAAGCCUAGAAAGAAAAUAAAAUGCACAAUUUUUAUUUCAAUGGAAAUUAAAAAUCGAAUGUGCACAUGUGGAAGUAGAGAGGAAAAAAUUGGUCAUUAGAAUUUAAGCUAGUGACAAUAAUUUGUAAGGAUAAUAAACGGUAACACAUUCGUGAUCAGAAAAUGAAAAUAAUUGAAAGUAAAUAUCAAAGUUUAUUAGAAAUGGGUUCUACCUGUUCAUACAUUAGUUAGGAUGCAUCAGAAAAAACGAGUUUGACAAACUCGUAAGAGGUUAAAAUUAGAAUUGAAAUUUUGUACGCGUUGCAUUCCUAGAUUGUUUCGAAGGAAAUUGGGGAACAAGCAAUAUGCUUGUCAUAGGGGAGCGUGAAACUCGAGGAGAACGCGGAAUGGAGCGUUAAUCAAGCGAAACCAAGCAAACCCGUGUCAGUAGUUAGGAUCCACGCAAGCUUCGCGUGGUCACGUGCAACUUAAGCCUUGCAAGUUUUAAAGUGAUCCACGCCAAAGUCGCGUCAAACGCGUUCCACGCAGAUCUUGACUGUUCGUGCUUGUAUCUGAUAAAGAAUUUCGUUUUUUCAUUCAUUUUUUUUUCACGUAAACGUUAUAACCCGGGUAAGUUUGAAAACAUUUGAAACUUUCAUUCCCUAGUAAACCAACUUUCUGAUAUAGACGUUUGUAACAGUAAUUUUCACUCGUGGUAAACAUUGUUCAAAAUUUCGUACUCUUCAUCCUAUUUGUAGACUUGCCAAAUUUAACAGAAGUAGCACUUACAGUCAUGAUCAUGAGAGCAGGGUUUGCUGUUAGGCCUCUUAGUCAUGUCAUCAUUUUACUUUGUAUUGCGAUAAAGAAUGUAUUUUUGUAUCGUUUUGAAAAUGUUGCCAUUACGCUUUGAUUACAAUUAACAAUGUUUUCUACGUGUAAACCAACUUUCUAGAUUGUUCUUUUUUUCUCAUAAAGGACAACUAAUUUUUUACAUAAUUGAAUUUUGAAGUGGUCAAUAAGGAGUUAGUGAUUUGGUAACUAUAGUCAAUGCAAACUGACGUCAAAUCAUGAAUCUGGUCCUUAGUGUCAUGUUAAAGCUUUAGGAUUUGUAUGGGAUAUGACCAACAGUAAAACAGCCAUGAAAAAUUGCGCAAAGAGAAGGCAUCCCAAAGUCUCUAUGGUUAGUUCAAUAUAAUUAUCUAGGAUUGGUUAACACUAGUCAUGAUGGCAUACAGAUUUACAGAGCUUUAAAUUGAUAAUGAGUUAUUCAUAAGUAUUUGUUUUUUUUUAAGACAGAAAUAUAGAUAUAUGUCAGCCAUUAUUAUUUUUUUGGUUAUUUUUGUACAAAAAAAAUGUAAGGAUUUUUAUCUUUGGUAUAACUCAGCUUCAGUGUAUAUUCCUUUGAAUAUCAAUAAAAUGAGAGUCAAUAUUGUCUUAA